Cyclocybe aegerita is the source of this 768-nucleotide messenger RNA. The record is from the annotation of a GenBank genome assembly. NCBI's taxonomy places the organism in Eukaryota, Fungi, Basidiomycota, Agaricomycetes, Agaricales, Hemipholiotaceae.
AUGGGCAGGUCGGAGCGCCAUCGCCAUUUCACUUCAGGUCGAGGGAUAGCCGUACUGCAUUGCAAGAACGAGGACGGGAACAGGACGGACGGACUAAAUGGAACCUGGAAACGAGUAUGCCCAGAGAUGUCGAGUCGAUGUUCGAGCUCACGUUUGUCCGCGCACCCGUUGGAAGAGGUGCCGGUGGGGGUGGGGGUGGAACGAAGAGGGGCAGGAGGAAAAGGACGGCAGGUGGGCAGGAAGCGGUGGGGAAGGCAGCUGGGGGCCGGGGCUAUAGGUGUGAGCGGGAACAGCCAUGACUUUAAGUUGGAGCUAGCGCGCGUCAUCCUUCAUGAGCCGGCUCUUGAAACCCUCCUGACCGUCGCCCACGCGAAUAUCGGUGCGCUCAUCCUCCUCGGAGUUUCGCGUUUCCGUGGGGGACGCGUUAACGGCAUUCCUUUUCUUGCUCCCAACAUCCACCUCGUUUCCGCACCACACCUUCCUCGUUCCGAGUCCUCUUUCCUCCAUUUCACUCUUCAAACUUCACUUUUCAACGCCGCUGAGCACGAUGACAGGAAGAGAGAUGACGAGGCAAGAGACACAGAGACGAGGAAGACAACAAAACUCCGAGUGGAAGAUACUAGGAGUUGGAGGGGGCUGAAUGGCGGCCGUCUUCAGGCGCGUGUUCGAGAGCUGCAUGCCCCGAAAAUCAGCAGGGUCAACGUCCUGAGUGUACCCCCGGACGACCGCACGCACCUCAUAUCUUCGCUUAACGAACCUGUUGGGUAA